This is a messenger RNA of Camellia sinensis, 891 nucleotides long. NCBI's taxonomy places the organism in Eukaryota, Viridiplantae, Streptophyta, Magnoliopsida, Ericales, Theaceae. The record is from RefSeq and is a predicted model, not a curated record.
AUGGCUGAAACGGUGAAUUAUGUGCAGUUUGCUGACAGUGACACGUACGGUCCUGAUGUUGCCCUAGACAAUGAUGAGAAUGAAAUGUGUGGUGAUUUUGACAUUAGUAACCGCGAUGUCGUUCCCCGUAACCGAAUCUGGAAUGCUGAAAAUCCAGAGUUGGACAAAGGGAUGGCUAUUGACCAAGAAGCCAUCAAUUGGGUUUACAAGAUGAAUCCUGUGGAGUGGGCCCUUUCGUAUGACGGUGGAUAUCGGUGGGGGGUAUUGACCAGCAAUGAUGCAGAGUGCUUCAAUAGAGUCUUGAAAGGCUUCAUGGCACAUCUACCUGAUGAAGUCCCACUUUUGAGUCAUCCACAUCGGGCUGACAGUAUAUGGGAGGACCCGGACCAGGCACGCACCGUGGUGACAUGCCGGCGAGGAGAUUCCAGCCUAUGGGAGCGUCCAUUAGACCAUAGAGUCUUGCAGUGUCUACUGUGCACGGGAUUCUAUGGUGUUUAUCGUAUAGGCCAUAUCAGACUGGACCACCCACUCAUUACCGCUCUCGUCGAGAGGUGGCGCACAGAGACUCAUACAUUUCAUUUCCCGACCGGUGAGGCCACCGUCACAUUGCAGGACGUAUCUGUCCUAUACGGUCUACGGAUUGAUGGGCAAGCAAUUACUGGACCUGACCCACCAUUGACGAGAGAUCAGUGGAUAGCCCUAUGUGCUGAGCUAUUGGGAGUAGCACCUAUACCUGCAGACUUACAUGCAGGUAGAGUGAGGGUGAGGUGGCUGUCCGAACAGUUUCAGGGCCAUCUUCCAAAUCAUGCUCUAGAUGAGUUAGUACAGCAGCAUGCCCGAGCAUAUAUUUUGUGGCUUAGUGGGGGGGUACUUCUCCCUGAUAAGUCAUAG